AUGCCAACCCAUACCAAAAUUGUAGAGUCGCCUUACGGGGUUCACGUCCCGGUUAGUGACAUCCCUUGUUGGGUAUUCUCUGCGGGGACGGAAGUCACCCGUCGGAGCCCUCAAUAUUUCGAUGCAGAUAAUCCGGCCAAGUGCUUCAGCCUUCACGACGCUGAAACUUAUGUCAAACAAGUUGCAUGUGGCAUCGAACGCCUUGGACUACGGCCGAAUGACAAGGUCCUUCUGCUCUCUCCAAAUCAGCUCUUCUUUCCUGUUCUUCUGUGGGGAGUCAUUGCCGCUCGAUGUGUCUUCACUGCAGUAUCUCCGACUGCAUCUGAAACAGAACUUUCCUACCAACUGAAAGAUUCCGGCGCUAAAAUCAUUCUAGCUCAUCCUUCUGCUGCUGCAUUGGCAGUACGCACUGUAAAACGGCUCGGAUUACCGGCAAAAUCGGUCUGGCUAUUCGUGAACCCAGGAGAAAAGGUCGAACGUUCGUCGCAUGGAAUACAACCGUGGACGGAUUUCUGGUGCUCCCCGGAGGAUGUUAAGUCCUGGCAAUGGCAUAGGAUAACAACCCUCAAAGAAGCAAUGGAAACUACAGCAAUCAUCAAUUACUCCAGCGGGACUACCGGCACCCCAAAAGGUGUAGAGUUAUCGCACUAUAACGUUAUCGCAAACACCGUGCAGAUCACCCAAAAAAGGUCUUUGGUAGCCGACAGUCCCGAAGGACGAGCAAGAAAAGCCAGGUUGGAUGUCUCUGGGGAACGAUGGUUGGCCCCGUUACCCAUGUAUCACGCGUUCGGACAAAUCUGGUAUUGCAUGAAUGCCGCACAAAUUGGAGCAAAGGUGUUCAUUAUGAACAAGUUCAACGUGAAGAAGUUUCUUCAUUAUCUUGACAUUUACCGCAUCACGUUUUCCACGAUGGUCCCCGUUAUCGCGAAUAUGGUUGUGAAGUAUCCCGAUUCUCAAAGUUUCAACCUUAAAUCGAUCGAGGGUGUAGUAUCUGGUUCUGCGCCUCUCAGUCCUGAUACGGCUCGAAAAUUAAAACAGCUUUAUUUAAGCGAGCAUGCCACUGUAAAGCAGGGUAUGGGCCUUACUGAAACCACCUGUUCUCUUUUCCAGUUUGCGCCGGACGACAUAGAUGAUGGACGAUCGAUCGGUUGGUUGAAUGCAAAUUGCAAGGCAAAGAUUGUGCCGGUGCAAGGAGAUGAUUACAGCGCAACAGCAGCAGGUGACGCCGUGGUCGGUGAGAUAUGGGUUUCGGGGCCGAACAUCAUGAAGGGGUAUUAUAAUAAACCACAGGAAACAGCAAAAACCAUUGUUCACGAAGACGGUGAGCGAUGGAUGAAAACUGGGGAUGUCGGAUAUGUCGAUGAACUGGGCAGAUUCUAUAUAGUUGACCGACUGAAGGAAUUGCUCAAGGUCAAAGGCCUACAAGUCUCACCUGCUGAGCUUGAGCUUGCCAUUUUGCAGCACCCAGACGUGAGUGACGCUGCUGUUGUUGGGGCUAAGGUAAACGGUCUUGAUUACCCUCGCGCAUUCGUCGUCAGAAAGUCAAAAAAUAUCACGGCACAUGAUAUUGAAGAGUUGAUAAAGUCGACAUUUGCACCCCACAAGUGGCUUACUGCGGGUGUCUACUUCAUUGAUGUGAUUCCUCGGACUGCCAGUGGGAAGGUGAUGCGACGAUUAUUACCCAAGGUUAAUGAUAACUUAGAUAGCAAGUUGUAG
This is a messenger RNA of Talaromyces proteolyticus, 1716 nucleotides long. RefSeq lists its product as uncharacterized. NCBI's taxonomy places the organism in Eukaryota, Fungi, Ascomycota, Eurotiomycetes, Eurotiales, Trichocomaceae. The record is from RefSeq and is a predicted model, not a curated record. The transcript has 6 exons. Bases 1 to 1716 code for a protein of 571 amino acids. Gene Ontology annotation, molecular function: CoA-ligase activity. Gene Ontology annotation, biological process: secondary metabolic process.